Messenger RNA from Homarus americanus (American lobster), 552 nucleotides. RefSeq names its product deoxyuridine 5'-triphosphate nucleotidohydrolase-like. Gene Ontology annotation, molecular function: magnesium ion binding; dUTP diphosphatase activity. Gene Ontology annotation, biological process: dUMP biosynthetic process; dUTP catabolic process. The transcript is spliced from 4 exons. The record is from RefSeq and is a predicted model, not a curated record. Bases 1 to 507 code for a protein of 168 amino acids. Lineage: Eukaryota; Metazoa; Arthropoda; Malacostraca; Decapoda; Nephropidae.
AUGCCUUCCACCGUCAGAAGUGUCCUACGGUUCAAGAAGCUGUCAGGGAAUGCUUUAACUCCCAGUAAAGGUUCAAAACUGGCCGCCGGGUUUGACUUGAGCAGUUAUUUUAACUUUAACUACGGGAAUGAAUAUUUAAAGAGUGGCAACUUAUUUCCCUUUUUCAGUGCGUAUGAUAUAGUAAUUGCAGGCCAGGGCAAAGCUCUUAUCAAGACGGACAUACAGGUAGAGUUACCAGAAGAUUGUUAUGGCAGGGUGGCACCACGAUCUGGUCUUUCCUGGAAGAAUCACAUUGAUGUUGGAGCCGGUGUUAUUGACCGAGACUACCGGGGAAAUGUUGGCGUUGUUCUCUUCAACCACGCCAAGACUGAUUUUGAAGUAAAAAAGGGUGACCGAGUAGCUCAGCUCAUAUGUGAAAAAAUCGUGUAUCCAGAUAUAGAGGAAGUUGAGGAAUUCGUGGACACAGAACGAGGUGCUGAUGGUUUUGGAUCAACUGGAAUGAAGUAGAAAAUCCAUCCAGAAAAUUUUAUUAGAAAAAAAAUGUUUCUGUUU